GCUAUAAAAAACAUAUUCAUUAAUAAAUUGCAUUUUUUUGGAACAUAAUAUAAAUUUAUGUUUAAAUGUGUCCAUUAAUUUAAAUUGUACUUCAUUUAUCUUUUAAAUGAACUAAAAUGUCUGCUGUAAAAACUAAAAUUUCAGGCGUGCGAAAUGAUCAACUUUUACUGGGCUGAUUUUGUUCAAAAAAACGUCAAAUUUCACAAAACAUAUCUAAUUGAAGAUACAUUAUAUACACACGAUAUUAAACUACUAUUAAAAGAUAACAUCACAACAUUUUUAGCAAUGAGGAGUCAUUUUAAAAAAAUAUAUGAUGCUAAACCAAGAGUAAAUUGUUGGUCAAAAAGUUGUCCAAAUAAGAAGCAUAUAUGUAAUACAGUUGAUAUUCGUGAUUUGCAAGAAUCUCCAAACUACUGUAACUCAACAAUAAGCUCUUCAGCAAAAAAAUCAAAAAUAUACUACAGCCAACAGAAAUUGAAUUUGAAUGCUCUCUCUAAUAAAAUAAAAAUAAAAUCACGUAUUACAUUGCCAGAUAAUCUUACACAACGACCCAAAAAAUCUUUGUCAGUUGAAAAACCUAUUAAAUAUUUAGAAUCGAAUAUAAGUGAUGAUUCAGCAAAUUUGAACGAUGAUGAUUAUGAAUCAAUGGAAAACAACAGUCGUGCUUGUUCAGUAGAUAUUACCUGCCAAAGAGACGAAAAAAGUAGAAAACUUAUUAGACAACAAUAUUCUCCUGAAUAUAUUGACAGAAUGAAUAAAAGUAAAAGUCAACAGUAUAAAAGUAUUUCUUACUCAAAAUUUCUUGAAGAAAUAACCAAUGAAAUUGUCAGACUGGAAUUGUCAACGGACAAUGCAUUAAAAACAGUUUUUCAUAAACACAUAAAGAAUAAUACAGGAAAAUUAAACAAGAAAAAAAUGAUAGAAGAAGUGAACAAAUUGCAAGACUCAUUAGAAUUACCAUUGUACACUGAAGAUAACAAAUGACGAUUAAUAUAAUAUAUUCAUCAUCAUGAAUUUUUUUUAGUCCAUCGGCUUUAUAAUUUAAACCAAAUUUCAGUUAAGCUGUUAUAUUUUUAAGCAAUAAUUUAAGAGUUACUAUUUUUUUAAUUUCUGAUGGCAGCACUAACUUAUAAAAUGUAUAAACGAGUUUAUAUAAUAAUUGUUCAAUAUAAUUAUUUUACCUAAGUAUUUUUUUAAAUGUUUUUCUUAGGUUAAAAAUAGGAAAAUUAUGGAUUAUUACUAUUUAUGUGUUAAAAACUUAACUUAGACGUUUUUGCAGUAGCAAUACGCACAUAUUAAAUAUAAAUACAUGUACAGAAUGUUCAAAAAUUGGUUAAUUAUCGUUUCCGCCAAACCUGAAUAAGGCCAGUUUUUUUUUUCCAUCAAACAUAAAAAGUUCAAUAUAACAUAGGGUAUUAAUAUUAAUUAGAAAAAAAUUAUUAUUUUUUCCCAUCACCAUCAAAUGAGAUUUUUGUCCCCCUUAACUAUCCCCUAAAUACGUCACUUCUUUUUGAAUAAUUACAUGUUUUAUCAAAUAGGUACAUCUUUAUAAACAAAGUAUGACGUUUUACCAAAGGUAAAUAAAUUCUAAUAGGUCUUAAGU
Molecule: messenger RNA, 1603 nt
Organism: Daktulosphaira vitifoliae (grape phylloxera)
Lineage: Eukaryota; Metazoa; Arthropoda; Insecta; Hemiptera; Phylloxeridae
Exons: 8
Coding region: 154-984 (276 amino acids)
Biological process (GO): microtubule cytoskeleton organization
Cellular component (GO): ciliary basal body; axoneme
Source: RefSeq, a predicted model, not a curated record